UCAGCUCCGUGACUGUAAUAGUAUUCGCGCCCGGAGAUUCCCAUAGACUCAGUGGGAAGCAUUCUUACGACUUAAUAACACAGCCACACUGACAGACGAGACAGAGGCAGCAGAAAAUAGGGUGUGAGAGGGAGAGCUGCUGGUAUUUUAAACUGGAGGAGAGAGCAGAGGGCGGGCACAGGCUCAGAUGCAUAUGUAUUUUUUGACUGAUAUAGGAUCAUGGCCAUGAGCAGGACUGGGAUACAGCUGCAGUUUUUGCUGUACUGUGUGUCAGCGUACCUUUCACAGUACAAUCUGGACAAUAUUAUCCCGAUUCCUACAGCCCAGGGCCCGGGCCCAUAUGAAGUCUUGAAAAGAUUUGAUCCAUGUUGUCUGGUGGUCCCUCCACCCCCUCCAUUGUUCCUACCCCCUCCCAGUAUCUGGAAAAGGAGACCUGUCUUCCCUGGGCCUGUGGAGAGGGUAAGAGGGAGAGUGGAGGAUGAGGAGCAGGUGACAAAGGACUGUGUGGCGGGACCACCAGGACCUCCUGGGCCUGUUGGACCACAAGGUCAUGGUGGCAUCCCAGGGCUACAGGGACCCAAAGGAGAUAAGGGUGACAUAGGACGACCAGGGUCAAAGGGUCGUACUGGGCGUCCAGGUCUGCCUGGAAAACCAGGUGCUCCAGGAUUGCCCGGCUCAGAGGGACCUAAGGGAGAGAAAGGAGACCCAGGACUGAUGGGAAUUCCCGGGAUGAGUGGACCAGCCGGACCUAAAGGUUUGCCAGGACACAAGGGUGAGAAGGGAGUACGGGGUGAUUAUGGACCUGCAGGUCCUAAAGGAGACAAGGGAGAAAAUGGACUGCCUGGGAUGCUGGGACAGAAGGGUGAAAUGGGACCCAAGGGUGAGCUGGGUGUAUCAGGAAAACGUGGCCCUACAGGCCGACCAGGCAAAAGAGGCAAACAGGGGCCUGAAGGAGAGAAAGGUUAUCCAGGGCCCAUGGGACCUAAUGGUCCACCUGGGCCCACAGGCCACCCCGGACCUCCAGGAGUACCUGCAUCAGGACUGUUUGUUGUUGGAGAAAAGGGUGAGAAGGGAUUGACAGGCCCCCCUGGAUACUGCGACUGUAGCUUCCCUUCUCUCAGCAGCCCACCCAGUGCCCCAUUACAACACCGAAGCAAAUAUGACAGAGUUCCAGCGAUAUUUCUUGUAAGCAGCGAGGAAGAGCUAAAAGGUCUCCACACAGACAACGCAUUCGCCUUCAGGAAAGAUCAGAGGUCUCUUUAUUUUAAAAAUGAAAAUGGAUGGGAGCCCAUUCAGCUGAUGCCGCUCCAGGCGACAGAGAGGAUGAUGGGAGUGAAUGGAGUCUGCGGGGAUGGGGAGGUGCAGGAACUCAACAGGGAGGAAUGCGAUGAUGGAAACAAGGUUGUAACGGACGACUGCGUGGGCUGUAAAAAGGCAUUCUGUGGUGAUGGAUAUCGUAUGGAGCGUGUGGAGGAGUGUGACGGGAAGGACUUUGGCUACCACACCUGCAAAUCAUAUCUGCCAGGUACCUUUGGGCAGCUCAGGUGCACUGACUCCUGUUCCAUCGACCCAACCAGCUGUAAAUACAGGACCUGAGGCCCACAGAAGUUUACACAUUCACACAUACACAUACAACACACAGAUGUGGGACAGCCUGCUGAGAUCAAAAGUAUUUAGCAGACUAGCCAAGAGGAUUUGGCUGCGUUUCUUUCUGGCUCAUGACUCACUCACACGUAGGCUACACACAACUCGGCAGAUGCACUAUUUGCAGUACCUGCUCUUUGAAGCUAGGACGCUUUUAAUGGGAGCUGAGCUGGUGGCUAAAAGUUUGAAGCAAGUAAGGAGAUGUAUUAUGAAGAUCAUAAAAGCCGUAAUUAUUUAAAUUAAAUGAAUGAAUGUAUAAUAUGUUUAUAUGAAACUUAUUUAUUUGUUUGGUGUUGCAAAUGCAUGAGUACAUUUGUGCAUGCUUACAUUAUGUAUCAUGUUCUUAAAGAAUAAGGAAUAUGUCACUAGUACGUGCCUCAUUGUAACUCAUUUUAUUUUUUAUUUAAUGAAUUGUGUCCAACAUUUUACGAAAUGAUAGAUUAUAAU
This is a messenger RNA of Myxocyprinus asiaticus (Chinese sucker), 2091 nucleotides long. Its product is annotated as acetylcholinesterase collagenic tail peptide-like. NCBI's taxonomy places the organism in Eukaryota, Metazoa, Chordata, Actinopteri, Cypriniformes, Catostomidae. The transcript has 17 exons. Gene Ontology annotation, molecular function: heparin binding. The record is from RefSeq and is a predicted model, not a curated record. The coding region runs from base 220 to 1596 and encodes 458 amino acids.